Messenger RNA from Penicillium coprophilum, 1200 nucleotides. Its product is annotated as phosphotransferase family protein. The transcript has a single exon. Lineage: Eukaryota; Fungi; Ascomycota; Eurotiomycetes; Eurotiales; Aspergillaceae. Bases 1 to 1200 code for a protein of 399 amino acids. The record is from RefSeq and is a predicted model, not a curated record.
AUGGGAACAGACAGCUAUCGUCUUCCAGCGCUGAGCGCCGACAAUAUCUGUCAAUUUAUCGUGUCUCUGGAUCUCCCCACUCCUACCUCAGUUGAACCUCUCAAAGUCACUGCGGCAUUUCAUUCUAUCUAUCUAGUCCAUUUCGCAGCACCCACCCCGAUCCAUACAUUAGAUGGCUCUGUGCUUCCAGUCAAUGCAGACGGCUCAGUGACUCUGGUCCUACGCGUCUCGGGCCAUCGACUUCCCACCAUCAAAACUCGUAAUGAAGUCGGUGUCAUGACAUGGAUCCGUCAGAAUACUAGCAUUCCCAUCCCCGCCAUCAUUCGCUACGAUUCCACCGAUGACAAUAUCAUCCGUCAUGAAUUUACUCUCCUCGAAAAGGUUCCCGGGAAGAGUAUCGAUCAGGUUUAUGAUACGUUGUCAAUAGAAGUCCGUACUAAAAUGGUCCAUCAAUUGACAGACUACCUGAUCGAGCUUCAUGCACACCCUUGGGAUAGUUAUGUUGGCGGGUUGACCCUCUUGGAUGGAGAGAUCACCCAAGGCCCUCCAAUUGAUGAGAAUUUCUGGGAGGCCCCUGAUCUAGAGAAAUACUGGGCGGGAUCCGAGUCCCUUGAGUUGUUGAACCCUAUUCCUUCUCAGGGUUUCGAUAGCUUUGUGGCCUUCACCGUCACCUGUCUCGAUCGCUAUAUCUACGCCAUGGAAAAGCAUCCGUCACUUGAAUCUUAUAGAGAUAUGAUUCCCAGAAUUCAAGCCUUUUCGUCAGCUAUUCAGGAACAUGCUGAAGAGUUGAACCAGGUCGUCUAUGUUCUCGCACAUCGAGAUCUCCACUUUGCAAAUAUUAUGUGUGACCCGGAUCAGCCCGACUGUCCUAUCACUGCUGUUCUGGACUGGGAGUUCAGCAGUGUAGUACCCGCACCUCGCUGGAAUCCCCCUUGUGCCUUUUUAUGGAAUAUGAAAUCGACUCCAGAGGACAAAGAGGAGCAGACUCGUAUGGAAAAGCUCUUUGAGUCCGUCGUUCGCGAAAAGGGAGCGGAGAAGAUCCUUGAGGAGAUGGAGUUGAAUCCACUUCAAGAGUCCAUGCAGACUGCGGUGAAUCAUAUUCGUGCCAUUGUGGAGGUCUGUCCCCGCGGCCAGGCUCAAGACCGAGUGGCCCACUGGCGUGGGGUGGCCGAGUCGGCGAUGGAGUCUUUUGGAGUCUAG